Molecule: messenger RNA, 4167 nt
Organism: Xenopus laevis (African clawed frog)
Lineage: Eukaryota; Metazoa; Chordata; Amphibia; Anura; Pipidae
Gene: smc1b.L
Product: structural maintenance of chromosomes 1B L homeolog
Exons: 25
Coding region: 22-3708 (1228 amino acids)
Biological process (GO): chromosome organization; sister chromatid cohesion
Cellular component (GO): meiotic cohesin complex; cohesin complex; chromosome
Molecular function (GO): DNA binding; ATP binding; ATP hydrolysis activity
Source: RefSeq, a predicted model, not a curated record
GUUUGGGCCUCAACGAGCAACAUGGGCUUCAUGAGACUCCUGAUUAUUCACAACUUUAAGUCCUGGGGGGGCUGUCAGCUCAUUGGGCCCUUCAUGAGAUUCAACUGUGUCAUCGGCCCCAAUGGCUCAGGUAAAUCUAAUUUAAUGGAUGCAUUCAGCUUUGUAAUGGGUGAAAAGCCUGCUAACCUGCGAGUAAAAAAUAUCCGGCAGCUUAUCCACGGAGCAAACGUUGGCAAACCCAUGUCCACAACAGCAAAGGUAGUCUUGGUUUACUGUGAGGAAAAUGGAGAUGAAAGGCAGUUUUCCAGGAUUAUUGUAGGAGAAUCUUCAGAGUAUCGGAUUAACGACAAGCCAGUAGGGCGGUCAGCAUAUGUGCUGGAGCUAGAGAAAAUUGGUAUCAUUGUAAAAGCCAGGAAUUGCCUAGUGUUUCAGGGAGAAGUGGAAUCUCUAGCUAUGAAGAAACCGAGAGAGAGGACCCAACUUUUCGAACAAAUAAGCAACUCUUUGGAGUUAGCAGAUGAAUAUGAGAAAAAGAAGAAACUGAUGCUGCGGGCAGAGGAGGACGCACAGUUUUGCUAUAAUAAAAAGAAAAAUGCAGCAGUUCAGCGGAAGCAUGCCAAGUUAGAGAAGGAUGAGGCUGAACAUUAUCAGGUGCUGCAGAAGAAGCUGAAAGAAACCAAGGUUCAGCUACAGCUAUAUCAACUUUUCCACAAUGAGAGAAAACUUGAGUCCGUAGUGAGGAGUUUAGAAGACAAACAAAUUGCUGUCAGCAGGCUGAAAGACCAGCUUGCUCAAGCUGAAUCGGCUUUCAAGUCUGAAAAAAAAGAACUUGGGAGAUGUACAAGAGACCUGCAGCAAAUUGAAAAAGAGAUAAAAGUUCAAGAAGUUUCUUUAAGUCAUUUACGACCCCAGUUUAUUAAAGCAAAAGAAAACACCGCUCAUCAUUUCAAAAAAGUUGAAACGGUUAAAAAAAAUGUAAUGAACAAUGAGAAGCUGUGCCACCAACUGGAACAAGACAUAAGUGAGCUGGAGACCGAGAUUGCAGAUAUUCAGAUGGCUUGGAGACAAUUUGAGAAAAAAGUCGAAGAGGACCUUCAGAGAAGACAAGGCGAUUAUGAGCUGGAAGAAAGUCAGAGGGAACAGUACAGGGUAUUAAAGGAAGAAGCAAAUAAAGAGAGUGCAGUGCUGAAGCAGCAGCUAGACCGACUUCAGUGGGAGCAGAAAUCUGCCCAGGAGAAGCUGGAAUUUGCUCAGACGAGACAAAAAGAAGUGCAGGUGAACAAGAAACAUGUUGAGCAACAGAUAGAAGAACACAGCAAGCGGAUUGAAAAAUUAGAAGAGUACAUAAACAAUUGCCUCAAAUUUGUUGAAGAUCAAAAACCUCAGGAGGAACAACUUGGAUAUGAAAUUGAAACUGGUAAGCAGCGAAUGGCGGAAGUCAAUGAGGAGCUGAACACUAUUGUUGGGGAGCUGCAGAAUGCCCGUAUUGAUUUCCACGAGGGAAGUAGACAGAAGAGGAAAGCCGAGGUCCUAGAAAGCAUGAAAAGAAUGUAUCCUGAUGCUGUGUUUGGCAGAUUAUUUGAGCUCUGUCACCCAAUUCAUAAAAAGUAUCAACUGGCUGUUACCAAGGUGUUUGGCAAAUACAUGAACGCCAUCGUCGUAUCUACAGAGAAGGUUGCAAGAGACUGUGUCAAAUUCCUUAAACAGGAAAGGGCCGAGCCCGAGACUUUUCUUGCCUUGGAUUAUUUGGAUAUAAAGCAAAUCAAUGAAAAGCUAAGAGAAAUAAAAGGUGCAAAGAUGAUGAUUGAUUUGGUACAAACUGUGAGUGCCCCUCUGAAGAAAGUCAUCCAGUUUGUAUGCGGCAAUGGACUUGUUUGUGAAAACGUGAAGGAAGCAAAACAAAUUGCAUUUGAUGGACCUGAACGAUUAAAAACAGUUGCUCUAGAUGGAACACUUUUUUUGAAAUCUGGUGUUAUUUCCGGUGGAUCGAGUGAUCUGCGAUUUAAAGCUAAACUCUGGGAUGAGAAGGAGAUUAACGAAUUAAAAGAAAAAAGAGAUGCGCUAAUGAAUGAAUUGAAAGACCUGAUUAAGUUGAAGAGAAGAGAGAGCGACUUAAAGCAACUUCAGGCUCAACUGCAAGGAACCCAGACACGCAUGAAAUAUUCACAGAGUGAAGUGGAGGGCAUUAAAAAGAAACAUCUUGCUAACUGCUAUAUGGAAAAAUCCAGGUUAGAUAGUGAGUUAAUAAACUUUGCUUCUCAGCUUACAAUGCUGAGAGAGGAACUUGAUGUCCAUGUAAUGAAGAUUGGAGACAUUCAAGAACAAAUGAAUCAGGUAGAGGAUCGAGUGUUCAGAGAUUUCUGUGAGGGGCUUGGGGUGCCGAAUAUUCGUGUGUACGAGGAAGAAUAUGUCCAACAGCAGCAGGAGAUAGACAAGAAAAGAUUGGAAUUUGAUAACCAAAAGACACGAUUAGGGAUUCAGCUGGAAUACGUUCAAGGACAGCUUGAAAAGGAGAGGAGAAACACAGAAAGGUUAAAGCAAAACUUGCACAAAGAAGAAGGUGAUAAAGUCGGACUGAAAAAGGAAGAAGAGCAAUGUAUGAAAGCAGUGGAUAAGGCUAUGGUUCAGCUACAACAGUUCAAAAACAAUUUCACUCUCAAGAAAUCCGAAGUUGCUGAAGAACAGAAAAAAGUUGAUGAAGCACGAAAGAAGCUAAUGCAUAUAAACAGGGAGAUGAGCCAGAAGCAAAAAGAAGCAGCGGUGAUCGAGAAUUUGGUAGAACAGAAAAAAAUAGAAAGGCACAAUCUACUCCUGGAUUGCAAAGUCCAAGAUCAUCAGAUAAUUCUUCUGACAGGAUCAUUGGAUGAUAUUACUGAAUUAGAGCUAGAAACAGAGACUGAAAGCACACAAGCCACUGCAGACAUCUAUGAAAGAGAGGGGAACAUUCAGAUAGACUAUAGAGGUCUUCCGGAUGAUUUGAAGAGUUUAAAUGCAGACAAGGAGAUAUCUGCGGAACUUAUGAAGCUGCGCCAGGAAGCCAUUACACUUGAAAAUACUCUACUGAAAACAGCCCCAAACCUAAAGGCCCUGGAAAAGCUACACAGCGUCAGAGAUAUGUUUCAGGAAACUGCAGAUGCAUUUGAAGCCAGCAGGAAGAAAGCCAAGCUGUGUAGACAGGAAUUUGAGCAGGUGAAGAAAAAGAGAUAUGAGCUUUUUAACCGGUGUUUUGAACAUGUGUCUGUAGCUAUCGAUCAGAUCUACAAGAAGCUGUGCAGAAAUCCCAGUGCCCAGGCAUUUCUGAGUCCUGAAAAUCCAGAAGAACCUUACCUCGAGGGAAUUGGUUAUAACUGUUUAGCCCCCGGAAAACGUUUUAUGUCCAUGGACAAUUUAUCAGGGGGAGAAAAGUCUGUGGCCGCUUUGGCUCUACUAUUUGCCAUACACAGUUUUCGACCAGCACCUUUCUUCAUUUUAGAUGAAGUAGAUGCAGCUUUGGACAACACAAAUAUCGCAAAGGUGACAAGCUACAUCAAAGAGGAAUCAAGGGAGCAGUUUCAGGUGGUGGUGAUUUCUCUAAAGGAAGAGUUUUAUUCUAGAGCUGAUGCAUUAAUCGGUGUCUGUGCAGAGCAAGAAGAAUCCAUUUCGAGUAAAGUGCUGACCCUGGACCUGACUGUGUAUAAAGAGGAGGAAGAGGGUGCCAGAAGGGGUUAGAACUGCUUCACCUUUCUAUGAUUACAAGCAGGGAUAUAUAUAUUUAAAGUCUCCCUGUUGUCCUUUUACCUGAGUAUAUUAGGUAUAGUUUUUUUUUUUUUCAACCGUUAUAUAAGUAAAAGCACUUAAAUGUUACUAUUUUAUUGUUGAAUGCUACUCACUUGCCCCUGAUAAAAUGGGCAUCUGGUUUUGGCCUGUGUUGAAGCUACUGCAGCUUUCCUGAAUCAAAGGAACUGUAAUCGAUGUUACUGUUCCUUUAAGGCUAUGUUACAGUUUAAUUUUUCAUUGAGAAGCAUAAAAAUUCCCAUGAAAGGGUAAAAGACACAGCGGCGGCACAUUUGCAUAUUUAACAGAAGUGCAUAGAGAGAUUUGCAGUGCGCUGAAUUUAUUUAGCUUCAUUUGACUGUUUAGGUUCACAGUAAUCUAUUUUUUCUGGCAUUAAAGUUACAUGAGAACUGA